Messenger RNA from Mesorhabditis belari, 5934 nucleotides. The record is from the annotation of a GenBank genome assembly. Lineage: Eukaryota; Metazoa; Nematoda; Chromadorea; Rhabditida; Rhabditidae.
AUGCCGCCCCUCCUUUGCUUCAAAGGGAAUCGACAGGGAAAGCGCUCGAAACGUGGCUCAACCCUGCAACGCAAUGGAUCAAAGGCUUCAAGCGAGAUGGGAUCCUCGGAUGAAGGUCUGACCCUCCACAAUGUCACCAAGAGGAUUAUUGCCAUCACCUCUCCAUCAACUUCAACCGAGAAAGUCUAUCGAGAAUCUCUUUCAAAAAUCGCGCAUCAACUGAAAUCUGAGCAUUUUGAUCAAUUCAAGAUUUGGAACGUAUCAAGAACUCGACGCGAUCUGCAACGAUUUGGAGCGCCGGUAGUGGAGAUGGGAUGGCCAGCACCACUUGCACCGCCACUUGACAGAUUAUGUGUGAUGUGUAAACAGUGGGAACAAUGGUUAUCAAGUGAUCCGUCACAUAUUAUUGUUGUUCAUUCAAAGGGAGAACCGUCAAGAGCUGCGCUCGCCGUUUGCGCCUUCAUGCACUACAAUGCAAUCUGUGCGAACGACGAUUCGGUGGAGGAGCGUUUCUCGAUGCAACGCUAUGCAGAUCGAUUUGUUGGAGCACAGUGGCAACCAAGCAAUAAGAGAUAUCUCACUUAUUUCGCGAAUCUCCUUUCGGGAAAAACCCGAGUCAACCCGGCGGCCAUCUACUUGCAAAAAAUCGUUCUUCACCAUUUCCCGAAAAGCGAGCUUUCUUUCAAAAUUUAUGAGAAGAUGAAACCCGUUCAUGUCACUACAACAAUCACUACAAAAGAUUUGACGAAAUUCGAGAUCGAUCAAGAGGUGAAACUGCGUGGAGACAUUCUUCUGAAGGGCAUCAAGAUUGAGAAAAACUCUCAAGUGACGGUAUUCUUUUGUCAAUUCAACACGUGCGCACUUGAGUUAAUCGGGAAAACGCCGAAUUUAGAGUUUUUCAAGGAAGAGUUGGAUUUGAUUUUCUCAAAUAAUGACAUUGAUAAUCGAUGUAAAUUGGAAUUGAUUUUCUCAUUGGAUCCACCAAAAGUGCAAAGGAAACGAUCCAUCAUCAUUUCUGAAGUUUCUCGCGCGAACAGCUACGAGAAUUUCGAGGAACCUGAGGACAACUCGGAAUCGGUCGAAUACAGUCGAAUUCAGAAGUCGUCUCGUGCCGGGCCGGCCAGUGAGGACUCAGGAGUGAGCACAGAGUCGCCUAGCAAAGAAGAAGGUAUGGGCCCUCCACCCGUGCCACCGAAACCUCAUCGACCCGGCAGUGCACAGGGAAUGAUCGAAGAAGAACAACAAGGAGAAUAUGUGGAAAGACGUGGCGUUCUGCCGGCGGCCGUGAAACCCCUUGUCAAAGCGCAAAAGGAACAAGAAAGAACACAAGAGAAUGGGAUUUUGGCGCAAUUUGACGAAAUCGAGGGCGAGAUCGGGACAGAGAAUGGAGGGACAAAAGAGAAAACGACACCAUGUUUGGAACCGGAUCUCGUGGGAAAGGACAGAUAUGACAAAGCGUCUAAAUGUUUCUCCUAUGUGCCGGCGAAAUCUCUGAAAGAAGCCUACUCACAACCGAAGAAACCCCCGCCCAGACGGAUCAUCGAAAGCAGUAAAGAGAAUCUGAUCGAUGACGUGAGACCGGAGGAUUUGUCGAGAGCCCGAGAGUUCACUCGAUCCGUCGAUCUCGUCCGAAGACCCGAGUCACCGAAAUGGACUGAUUCGAUUGAUGCGGCUCGAAGUGACCCACGACAUCUCUACUCGAUGGACAUGCGAAUUCCAACGAGCUCUGAUUCAGGCCGACUCCCGGAGAGACCAAAAUGGGAAGAAGAGAUCGAAGAUGCGAGAAAGAAUGAUUCACUAGUUUCGAUUAAUUCUGUAUUUCACUUGCCCGAAACGAACGAGAUGAUCCGCCGCUUGCUGGGUGGUGGCCAACGCCAGCAUCAAGCGCAAAUCAUUCACAUCGAACCUAGCGAAGCACAAAUCGAAGAUGCGAAAGAUAUCAUGGCUCGGAGCUUAUCCCAAGAACCCCAAGAAGAAGACAAAGGUCAAGCUCUUCCCUCAUCUCUCGCCUCCAUCCAAGCUCAAUCUUAUUUACCACCUGUAAUCGUAGAGAGAAGUCAGAGUCCGAUUCCCAACUCAGCCAUUGCUCCAUGGGAAUUCGAUCACAGAGCUAGGUCGAAAUCGAGAGAGAGGUCGAAGUCGAAGACUCCUGGGCCUGAGCCAAGAACUGAGCCAAGAUCUGAGUCUAAGUACGAGCCUGCACCCAGCGACACCGGUUUCUGGGGCACUGAACCGAAACCCGUUGAAGACCGGGGUCGAUCAAAGUUUCGUGGAUUUCUAAGGCUAAAAAGAUCCGACACCAUGCCUGCUAGAAGUGACCCGAAACCGGACCCGAAAUCUUCAACACCUCGCUCGAAAACCCCAAUCUUUGAGCGAUUUUUUAAAAGUGAUUCCGAAAGAAGGCAUACCUGGUGGGGUAGACCGAAAACGAUGAAAGAAGUGGACAAAGAUGAGGAUGAGAUGACGACGAGCUGCAGUAGAGCAUCGAUACAGGAUGAAGCCACUGUUUUCCAGGAAAAUCCCUUAUUUGUUAGCUCGGCGGCCAGAGGUGGACCCAGAAUCGCCCCACCCAGGCCCGAGCCACCAAAGGGUUGGACCAGAACGAUUGGGUCAGAACCAGAACCCAGAUUUGGCCCUGGACAAGAUCAGCCUAGACUUUGGCCAGACUCUGGGAAUACUCAAUCAGAUCUUGAAAGAUCAACUGGACCCUUGAACACUUUCAGAACACAGGACCCAGCUCCUCCUCGUCCUCCACCUCCACAACGGAGAAAUGUUUUUCAGCUUUUAGCUGUGAAACGAGAACCUAGCUUUCCUGAUCCACCAGAAAUGAUAAAAUCGACUGACUCGGGGAUUGGACAAAGCCCGGACGAAGAACAACCGUUGAGAGGAGAAAAUGAGAGAGAUGAGAGAAGAAGCAGAUCAAAGCCGCCAAUUGCGCCGAAAAGAGAGAUGAAUCGAACGCCGAAUGGAUUUCAUGAAGAGUCACCGGAGAAAUCGAUUCUCAAACGCGUGCAAGAAACGAAUAAAAACGGGAAUCGAGGAGAGGCAGCUUUACGCGAUGCUGUUCCAUACGGUUAUCGAACGGGACCUGAACGGAGUCGUAGUGCUGUUGGGGAGAGGAUUCAAUAUGGAGAUCAGGAUUGGAGUGACACGCUGAACACGAAUGGCUCAUCGAUGCGUAAAAAGACGAACUAUGGUAGCUAUCGAAUGCUAGACGAUGAUCGAUAUGGAUCGGAUAUGGAUGAUUUAUGUGAUCCGGACUUUUAUCUCAACUUCGGCACACAGCAAAGAUCAAAAGCACCAAAAAGCGAGCAAUUACCAAGGAAACAGUAUCGACCCGUUGAACAACACGACUACAACGAUCAUCACGCGGCCGCUUCAAGCUUUGAUGUUAGCCAGUCAAACGAUCGAGACUCGUGGCGUCAACGCAAUUGUCGCAGUGUGAACUCCACCUCAGAGCGAAAUCCUCGUCUCACUGUGAAAAACGAUGCAGACGGCCCGCAGGAAGAUUGGCUUUCGACGAAACUCAAAAAACUCAAAUCGAAACGUGAUAUUGAUCCGGAAAUCGCUCGACGACGAACACAAGAGAAAAUGCUUCUAGAGGAGUUGAAAAAUGCGAACGAGCAUCGAGAAGGGCCGAGGGAUCAUUUCGUUAAUGAAGGAGCUGUUGCUCGUGAUCCAUUGGAGGCUUAUCGACGAGAAGAGGAACGAUUGAGAAAUACGUCGUCACCGUUUGAUGAAAUGCCGAAAAGACAUGCCAGAGGAGUCCGUGGCAAGCCACCAACUCCACCGCCGAGAGAGCGAAGUCGUUCGCCGCCGCAAAGCCGAGUGCACACACCGAGUGUUGAUCAAUAUAAAAGUGAUCAAAUUCGUGGAAAUGGUUAUUCGAACACAAAAGAGACGAAUAUCGAUGAUGAUUAUGGAGAUUUCGCUCAUCUAGGCAAUAUUCUUAAGAACGAGAACGCAUCAACAGCCACUCGUCACUCACAAAAGCCACGAAUCCCUUCCCACCAAACACAACAAAGCACACAAAGUGGACGACAAUCACAACAGUUACAAAAGAAAUCUUCCUUCGGCGCUUCUGAAUACGCUCGUCCAUCGACCGUCGAUCCAAACACUUGGGCAAGAGGCCGGGAAACACCAUCAGCACAAUUUCCGGAUACUCGCUAUUCUGAGUGGGGAUCUCUCUCGCACGCACAGACUCCCUCUGGACAGUUCUUCUCUGGGCAGGAACGUGUCGCCGCGGCGAUCGCCCGAGCCGAGACCCCGGUUCGACAAUUUGGAACACAGGAUCGUUCCCCAUCAGUAACUGCUCGAGCCGAGACUCCACAUUUCCCGAUUCGUGGCGAAACCCCGUUACCCUAUCAUCCAUUAUUAUAUAGUCAAGGAACUGCGAGUCGACCCGAUUUAUCGCGUGAACGAGAUCGAGAUCAAUUCGCGAUGAAUUACAGAUCAACAUCACCCCGUUCGAAUUACUACAAUCAGUCGCUGAGUCGACGUUCGUCGCUCAACUCUGUCGAAAUCGCUCUAAGCCAAGAGGAUAAACUCAAGCAGAAACUGGCAAAGCAAUCAGCGUAUUUACACUCAAAAAGUGACGUCAUCAAUCUCGAUGAAUCCGACGCGGAUACAGAGCCACCAGAAACUGAUCUUGAAGAAGAUUUCGAGUACAAAAAAGGAGCUGUUCAAGGAGUUCAAGUGGUUCAAGUGAUUCCUAGAAAACGCGAGGAAAUGGAAGCAGAAAGAGCUGAGAAUGCGGCCGAGUUGAGCCAUAUCGAGCUGCUGAAUGGAGUGCAUUUAAAGUCAAAGCCAUUCAAGAGAAACUCCGAUCAGCCAGCUUCUGACCAGCCUGCCUCUCACCAGCCUGCCUCUGACCAUCCGAAAAGCGAAUAUCAAAACUAUGACCACCAAUUGGAGAACUAUUACUCGACAUGGAAGAAUGAAUCGACAACGAUACCCAUUGGACACAUCCACAGCUUCCCACUAAGCCCAAAUCGAAUUUUUGAUAUCCCCUUGCAAAUGCAAACCAUGCGACGACAACCCAAAGAGAUUAUCAAGGCUCAGAACCCUGGUGAAAUCAUCCAUCAUCAUCCAGUCUUCGUUAAAGAUGUCUCCAAGUAUUGGUACAAGCCGACGAUCUCGAGAGAACAAGCGAUCAAUAUGCUCCGCGACAAGCCGCCCGGCACUUUCGUUGUCCGCGACUCGAAUUCGUUUCCCGGCGCUUUCGGAUUGGCGCUCAAAGUGGCCACCCCACCGCCUGGAGUUCAAACUGGUGAUGGCACCGAAUUGGUACGACAUUUCCUCAUCGAACCAUCACCAAAAGGAGUAAAACUGAAGGGUUGCAAUAAUGAGCCAGUUUUUGGUUCUCUCUCCGCACUCGUCUAUCAACAUUCUAUUACGCCGUUAGCCUUGCCGACAAAACUAAUCCUACCAGACUACGAUCCAGCCACCUCUGUCGAGCACGUCUCCGCAGCUCAACUCUUGCUUGAACAAGGAGCUGCUUGCAACGUCUCCUAUAUUGGCUCAGUUGAUUGUGAAUCGUUGACUGGGCCAGCUUGUGUGAAGAGGUGUAUCCAUCAAAUGUUUCAUGAUCAAAGGAUGGGCUAUUUAACGCCAGUUUCCGUUCAUUUUAAGGUGUCGAGUCAGGGAGUCACUCUCACUGAUAACACGAGAAAGCUCUUCUUCCGACGACAUUUCCCUACGAAUAGCGUCAUCUAUGCAGGCGCUGAUCCGGAAGAGCAAAGGUGGGAUAACACAGAAGUAAUCGGCUUUUCGGAUGGGUGUGUACGAUCGGCGAAAUUGUUUGCGGUGGUGGCGAGAAAGGUAAAUCAGCUUGAGAAUCAGUGUCAUGUCUUUGCCGAACUUGAGCCCGAACAACCAGCACAUGCUGUUUUAAAUUUCAUCAACAAAGUUUUACUGUCUCCGUCUCGACAAAAC